GGGGGUAGAGGGCAGAUCGCAUGUGCAGGCCUGGCCACUGCCGCCUCCUCCUCCCCCCGGGGGCGAAGGGCAGCAGGCAGUCUAGGUCUGGACAAACGUGCGGACUUCAGCCAUGGCCGAGUCCGGGUUUGAGUCUCUGGAGCAGUGCUUGGGAAAACAUCUGCCACUCGCAGAACUGCAGGAGGUCAAACGCCUUCUCUAUGGCAAAGAGACCAGGAAGCUCGACCUGCCCGGCGCUGCUCUCGAGGCCGCCUCCAGAGGGGACUUCGAGCUGCAGGGCUAUGUGUUCGAGGCCGCCGCGGAGCAGCAGAGGAGGCCCCGGACUGUGCGUGUGGGGCUCGUUCAGAACAGGACCCCACUCCCUGCGGACACCCCCGUGGUGAAACAGGUCGCCGCCCUACACAGACGCAUGGAGGCCGUCGUGGAGGUGGCUGCCAUGUGUGGGGUCAACAUCAUCUGCUUCCAGGAGGCGUGGACGAUGCCCUUUGCUUUCUGUACGAGAGAGAAGCUUCCGUGGACGGAAUUUGCCGAGUCAGCGGAGGACGGGCCGACCAUCAAGUUCUGUCAGGAGCUGGCGAGGAAGCACGGCAUGGUGGUGGUGUCCCCUGUCCUGGAGCGAGACUCGGACCACGGGGACGUCCUGUGGAACACGGCCGUGGUCGUUGCCAGCUCCGGAGCGGUCCUGGGCAAAACGAGGAAGAACCACAUCCCCAGAGUGGGCGACUUCAACGAGUCCACAUACUACAUGGAGGGAAACCUGGGCCACCCCGUGUUCCAGACCCAGUUCGGGCGGAUCGCUGUCAACAUCUGCUACGGGCGGCACCACCCCCUCAACUGGCUGAUGUACAGCCUCAACGGGGCCGAGAUCAUCUUCAACCCCUCCGCCACCAUCGGAGCGCUCAGUGAGUCCCUGUGGCCCAUUGAGGCCAGGAACGCAGCCAUCGCCAACCACUGCUUCACCUGCGCCAUCAACCGCGUGGGCCAGGGGAUCUUCCCAGCCCAGGAAUCGAACCCGCAUCUCUCACGUCUCCCGGCGUCUGCAGGAGGGGUCUUCACUCCUAGUGCCAAGUGUCUCUUACCUUGGUUUUAUUUCCCAGGAGCACUUCCCAAACGAGUUCACCUCUGGGGAUGGCAAGAAAGGCCUUGCGGUUGCUGCCCCGCAGCUCACCAGGACUUCGGCUACUUUUACGGCUCGAGCUACGUGGCGGCCCCGGACGGCAGCCGCACCCCCGGGCUCUCCCGCACCCGGGAUGGGCUCCUGGUCGCCGAGCUGGACCUCAACCUCUGCCGGCAGGUGAACGACAUCUGGGGCUUCAAGAUGACGGGCAGAUACGAGAUGUACGCUCGGGAACUUGCCGAAGCUGUCAAACCCGACUACACCCCCAAGAUUGUGAAAGAGUAGCGGCCGGCCCUCAGCCCCCGCCCGCCGCUCUUCCCGCAGCAGAUGGGCCGGGGCGCCAGGCUCUGCAGUGCCUGGCUUCUCCCUGCUGACUCCCCGACGGCGCUGCUGUCCGGGCUGGUUUUAAGAGUGCCCCGGGCGGGCGGGGAGGUUGGUCAGGUGAGGCGGGCUGGCACACGAGCACCGGGUUUCCUUCUGGGGAUGAAAAUGUUUGGGGGCUGGGUGAAGAUGAAUUUGGUCACUCUGGUCACUUUGAGGUGGUUAAACUUUGUUGGGUGAGUUAUAGAAAUUCAAUUAAAAGGUGAUCCCAGGCA
Messenger RNA from Bubalus bubalis (water buffalo), 1713 nucleotides. It is a transcript of the gene UPB1, whose product is annotated as beta-ureidopropionase 1. Bases 113 to 1402 code for a protein of 429 amino acids. The record is from RefSeq and is a predicted model, not a curated record. NCBI's taxonomy places the organism in Eukaryota, Metazoa, Chordata, Mammalia, Artiodactyla, Bovidae. Gene Ontology annotation, molecular function: beta-ureidopropionase activity. The transcript has 10 exons.